Messenger RNA from Diabrotica balteata, 3929 nucleotides. The record is from the annotation of a GenBank genome assembly. NCBI's taxonomy places the organism in Eukaryota, Metazoa, Arthropoda, Insecta, Coleoptera, Chrysomelidae.
UGAAUAAAUUAUAAGUAAAAAAUAAUACAAUAUUUGGAUUGGUUAAAAUUUGUUUUACAGUGAAAUUAAAAGCCUCUCUUAGGGUAAUAUAAAUAUUUCUGGUUUCUAAACGAAAUAAGGUCAGCUUAUAAAGAAACUGCGAAAACAAUUAUAUUAUAUUAUGUCUACUGUGGAAUACUUUUGGAAAUCUAAGGACUUCUUCACUGAUGCAUGGUGAUAGUGCCAUAGACACAUGUGUGUUAUUAAGAUUUUCUGCAUCCAAAGCUAAACUAGAUUGAAUAACUAUUUUAGUAAUAUCACUUCCAAAGAAAAUAAAAUGGGUGACUUGUACUUAAAUGUCAAUUUGGUGUUAGAUAGUAAACCAAUCUCAGUUCCUUAUACUGCAAAUAAGACAACAGCAGAAGAUAUUUGUAUUUAUAUUUGUAAACAACUGAAUAUUGGAAACUUGACCCGUCAUGUGUUUGGUCUUCGUUUGAGUGGAAAAAAUGUUUUCCUUAUGUCAGCAGCUACCUUCACUGAAAAACCUUCACCUCUUGACUUUAGAAUAAGAUUUAAAGUUGCAAAUGUAUUCAAGCUAAAGAAAUUAGAUGUCAAUACCUAUAACUAUUAUUUCCACCAAGCAAGAAAUGAUGUUCUAGAAAAUAAGAUACCAGAUAUUAUUUAUGAAAAGUGUAGAAGGGAAUUAGUUGGAUUAGGGAUUACUGAUAUGUUUAGAGUAAUGUUAGAAAAAGACAUACCAAGAGAAACUGUGGAGAGUGAAUAUAAGAAAUAUAUUCCCAGAGAGGUUAUAAAGAGGCAUGCAUUUUUCAUCAAGAAGCCAAUACAUGAAACACUUGGUAAAUUACAGAAAUCUGAUCAUGAUGCAUCAUAUGUAAAAACUGAGUAUUUAAAACAGUUGGAAACAUUGGCACCUGAAUACUUAUCUGAAUCAUAUAAAGCUGUAGUGGAUCAAGAUGGGUCUAUUUGUAAUAUAAUUAUAAAAGUUUCUCCUUAUCAUCCUACAGAACCAGGUGUGAAAUAUUGUUUGGAAUCAAAGAAGGAUCAGUGGAAUUUAAUAUGUACAAUAGAAGAUAUAGGUUUUGUGUCUAUAAGAGAUGAUGGCACAACAGAAAUUAGUCGUAGAAAUGGGAUACCAUUUUAUUUAAAAUUUAACUCAUUAAGUAUACUAUAUUCAUUUAUAAGCCUAUUAGAUGGUUACUAUAGGUUAACUUGUAAGUGGACUUUUAACAUUUGUAAAGAAGUAUAUACACCUUCUCUACAAAAGCUGCAUUUUAUGAAAUGUCAUGGUCCAGUAGGAGGAGAGUUUUCUUAUGCUAAAUUAGAAGAAAAAAGGGGAAAUAGAGCAGGGUGUUUCAUUGUUAGAGAGAGUGAAUCAAAAUAUAAUGACUAUUACAUAGAUGUUUGUAUAAAAGAUAACUUAAAGCCCAGAACAUUCAAAUUAGAAAAGAUAAGUGGUGGUGAAUUGAUUUUUACUAAUGACUUAGCUAAUGAUUUAACAAAGUAUAAGAGUAUUCAACAAUUAAUGUCAGCUUAUCAAGAUCCUAAUGCUUCAGUAUACUUGCAGGAGUGUCUACCUCCCUCUGAAUAUGACAUUUCACCACUUCUUCUUUGCAGAAGUGAGACUUUGGUUGGGGAUUUAUUGACUGACAGCUCUGUGUUAAAUUCCAUUAAUAUGCCCACAUUACCUGUAUGUAUAAAUUGCAAAAGUUUACAGGUGUUUAAAGGCCAAGAAAAAGAAGGCUUUAGUGGUAUAACAUUAGUUCAUCGGAGUAUGUGGAAAAUAACUAAAGGUAAAAAAAUUGAAGUAGCUAUGAAACUUUUAAAGAAUAAUUAUUCAGAUCGAUAUGUGAAACAGUUUCUGUCACUUGCAGGUCAGUGGGCGUUUUUACAAUCUAGUUCUAUAGUUAGAUUGUAUGGCAUUGCUUUUACUAGUGAUAUUGCACUUGUUUUAGAAUAUUUUCGACUAGGUCCUCUGGAUCAAUAUUUAAGAACACAUAAAGAGACUGUAAAGCAAGUAGAUUUAAUUGAAGCUGCAGGCAGCAUUGCGUCAGCUCUAUGGCAUUUAACAGAAAACAAUAUAGUUCAUGGUAGAAUUCGUUGUCGUAAAAUAAUGGUAAGUGUACAUGAUGAAAAUUCAUUUAUUGUCAAAUUAACAGAUCCAGGAAUUCACACAGAGUAUACACCUUCCGAAGUUCAUUGGAUUCCAAUAGAAUGCUAUACUAAUCUCAAUUAUGCCAAAAGGUCUGUAGAAGCUGAUGUUUGGGCAUUUGCUACAACUCUGUGGGAAAUGUUUAUGUACGGUGAAGAAAUUAAAUCAUUUAAAUCUAACGACCACCUUCAAGCUAUGAGAUGGUAUGCCAGUGGUAAAAGAUUACCACAACCUCCUAUUUGUUCCAGCGAAAUAUACAGUCUUAUGAAAGAAUGUUGGGAUAACGAUCCACACAAAAGAAAAAAGCCGCAAGCAAUUAUGCGAGAUGUUAAUCAAAUUUUAUAUCAAGUAUACAAUUCUAGAAGAGUGCAUUCAUAUGCAAAAGUGUUUAGUAAAGCUGACAGUCAAAGUUUAAGUGGCUAUUCUGUAAAUAGUUCCAAUAUUACAGAAAGUACAAUACUUUAUAAUGAUUUAAUAAACAGUACUCAUAUAUCAAGUGAUAUGUCAGACUAUAACAGUUUAUCAGACAGUACAUCUCAGUUAAAACUGAUCAACGAUGAUAUCAGUUUUGAUGAGUCUUGUACAUAUGAAUUUUCAACCAUAUUUUCAAAUCUAAAUCUUUCCACAGCCACUACGUCUCUAGAUAGUCUCAACACAAUGCAAACUGUUUUUGAAUUGGAUGAUAACUACAAUGUAGUUCUUCAGGGACGAAUAGGCCAAGGAUUUUAUGGAGAUGUGUUUCAAGGAAUGUUAGAAUUUGUAGAUAGUCAAGAUGGAGAGCCUAGAAAAGUGGCAGUUAAAAAAUUAAAAGCAUCUUCUGUCUCUUCAUGUUUACAAGAUUUUGAGCGAGAAAUUAAUAUAAUGAAAUCUCUAAAGCACCCGAAUAUAGUUGAGAUCCUUGGAGUAUUACGAGAACCAGAAAUCUCACUUGUAAUGGAAUUUGUUCACCAUGGAUCACUUCAAAGCUACUUAAAAAUUCAUAAAGAAUCUCUUACAGAGGUUCAGCUCCUAAAGUAUGCAUUAGAUAUUGCUAAGGGAAUGGAGUAUCUAGGAACAAAGAAUAUUGUUCAUAGAGAUUUAGCUGCUAGAAAUAUUCUUGUAGUUGAUGAGAAUCAUGUUAAAAUUUCUGACUUUGGGCUGGCUCAAGUAAUAGGUACUAAUGAUUACUAUAUUGUUAAGACACCUAAUAGAGAGUUACCUAUUAAGUGGUAUGCACCAGAAAGUCUUCGAGAUGGUAAAUUUUCAGUGAGAUCUGAUAUUUGGUCUUAUGGUGUUACUAUGUGUGAAUUAUUUAAUUUUGGUGAAGAGCCUAUGUUAGCUCAUAUGGACGAAAAAAUGCAGGCUCCACAACAGCAAAUUUUAUUGGCAGCCUUAGAAAAAGGUUCACGAUUCCCACCUCCACCAAAAUGCCCUGCUACUGUUUAUGUUAGGAUAAUUCAUCCAUGUUGGAUGGCAGAUCCGCAUGAGAGGCCAAUGUUUUCUACUUUGAUUUUAGAAAUUACAGAUCUUAUGUCCCAAUUUUGAUUGUAUUUGGGAAUUAACUUUUUAACUUGACUGAGCUUUAAAUAAAAAUAGUAUAUUUAUAUAUGCAUUAGUUAUACAAUUUAUAUAUUAGUAAUGGUUGAAAGAUUGGCUUUUCUCAUAGUUUGUUAUUAUAUUUUUUAAUAUAAUGAAAAGUGUUUUGCCUUGUUCUAAUAUCCACAGUUAACCGUUGCUACUAUAUGUUGAAUUAUUAGUGGUGUAUACAAUUGACGAUGUUGUUUUGGGUUUUGAAUCAGAC